Messenger RNA from Tetranychus urticae (two-spotted spider mite), 1955 nucleotides. Its product is annotated as 2',5'-phosphodiesterase 12. Gene Ontology annotation, molecular function: 3'-5'-RNA exonuclease activity. Gene Ontology annotation, cellular component: mitochondrion. NCBI's taxonomy places the organism in Eukaryota, Metazoa, Arthropoda, Arachnida, Trombidiformes, Tetranychidae. Gene Ontology annotation, biological process: nuclear-transcribed mRNA catabolic process, deadenylation-dependent decay. The record is from RefSeq and is a predicted model, not a curated record.
UGAUGUAAACUCGUGUUGUUUUGUAAUAAAUAGUGUUCUGUUAGUGAUCAACUUUCCGGGUGAUAAUUCAAUGAAAAUUGCCUUCAGAUUAUUUAAGUGUGAAUUAGUUUUAGGUAAAUUCAUUAGAAUGUCUUCAACUUGUAGUGAUCAUUCGCCCUCUUCGGGUUCGACUGCUCUUCUCCAAAUGGAUUCUGAGUCGGAUAAAAUAUCUUUACAAUUUACUUAUCGUCGUAAUUCAACCGAAAAGCUUUUCUCUUUAUAUCGGUCUAAAGAUGAAACAUUAUCGGUAGCAUUUUCCAGGCUACGUCUUAAUUUGGACAAAUUUAUUAAUCCGAAUGCCAAAAGGACGAAGUGGACCAAGCAGGCUAAAAAAGUCAAGCCUGAUCCAUCAACUUUAAUUGACGAUCAGGCUUCGCCAGAUGGACUCAUAGAAAUUAAACUUUACAACGAAGGUAAAUUGGUUGAUGCAAACACUCCUCAUUAUCAAGCCUGGUCAGACAAUUCAAUUUUAAUGGUUGGAGAUCAAAGUUACAAGAUAUUGCUAAAUAGCCCUACGGUGGAAACGUUGAAAUUAUCCAAUAAGCUGUUGACAAAUUUUAUGGUUUAUCCAGUUAUCGGACUGAAAUAUGCGACAAUUGAUGAUUGUGCCUUUUCUUGGUAUCGCGUCAAAUCUUCGAAUAAAGAAUUCAUCUCCAAUUGCUAUAUCUAUUAUCCUACCGAACAAGAUCUUGAUCACCAAUUAAUGGUGAAAGUAACACCCAAAGAUGGUAAAUCAGUAGGCCUGGAAAACUCAUUCAUUUCAGAAGAUCUAGUUGAACAUGGACCGACUGAUUGUCCUUUCCAGGAUAGACAUAAACUGACGUCAACUAAAACAAACCCAGGAUCAUUUCGCAUCGUUACAUACAAUAUACUAGCGGAUUAUUAUACGAGUAUGAAAACAACGCCUACUGAAAUCUUCCCUUAUUGUGCUCCAGAAUUUCUCAAAUUUAGUUAUCGGAAACCUUUAUUGUUACAAGAAAUAAUUGGUUAUAAUGCUGAUAUAAUUUGCUUACAAGAAGUAGACAGAAAAUUUUUCGCCAAUGAAUUAACUCAUGUUCUAUGUCAGUUUGACGAUAUGGAAGGAUUUUUCAUUCGUAAAGCUGGCCGUGAAAUUCAAGUUCCUGAAGGAGUUGUGAUUUACUUUCGUAAAAGCAAAUUUAAACGAUUAGAAGAUUCAAGCCACGAUUUAACUGAUCUUUGUUUAAAUGAUAAAAACUUGGAUCAUUUUGCAAAAGCUGUUCAACGUAAUAACAAAUUAGUUGAAAGACUGUCUGAUCGUAAUACAAUUGUUCAAUAUGUUUUACUGGAAAGCUUUGAUAUUCCUGGAAAAGGUUUACUGAUUGUAAAUACUCAUCUCUAUUCAAACCCUGAUGCUGAUCAUAUUAGACUUCUCCAAGGUGCAAUUAUAGUUGUUCAUAUAGAAAACAUGAUUCGUGAAUAUUCAUUGAAGUAUCCACAUCUAAAAAUAUCACCCAUCUUUACCGGAGACUUCAACAGUGAUCCAGCUAAUGGUGUUUAUAAACUGUACACAAAUGGUUACAUUGGAUCUGAUUAUAUUGACUGGAAAAGUGUUGCUGAUGAAGCAAUCGAAGGACUGGAAGUCAAGCAUUCCUUAAAACUAACAAGUGCUUAUGGUGCUCCUGAGUUUACUAAUUUUACUGUAAAUUAUGUUGGUUGUUUGGAUUACAUUUUCUUCGAUAAUCAAAGUAUCGAAAUAGAUUCUCUGGUUCCUUUACCAUCUCGAGAUAUCGUUUCUGCUCAUAAAGCCAUUCCAAGUUCGGUCUUUCCAUCAGAUCAUCUUGCUCUAGUUACUGUUUUAAAAUGGAAAUAACAAAACUAAAAGCUUAGUCAAUGUAAAUAAAUUAAAUUAAAUUUACCUCGCCCAUUGAGUGAGAUAACGGAAUCAUGAUUUUCAA